Molecule: messenger RNA, 6445 nt
Organism: Rhineura floridana
Lineage: Eukaryota; Metazoa; Chordata; Lepidosauria; Squamata; Rhineuridae
Gene: ELMOD2
Product: ELMO domain containing 2
Exons: 9
Coding region: 213-1103 (296 amino acids)
Cellular component (GO): membrane
Molecular function (GO): GTPase activator activity
Source: RefSeq, a predicted model, not a curated record
ACGGCAUCACCACACCCCCUUUGCCAUCGCGAGCGCUGUUGGCCUGGUGACGCUUUCGAUGCCGCCGCCGAAACAGCCCUGUCCACCCGUUGCCAUCGUUAAACAAGCGUAACAGAAGACCCUUUGGCCCUCACGGGCUCUUCUGUUUUCGCCGGGUGGGCGCCGUGGAGGCCCUCGCGGACGCUUCAGCUGAUGUCAUUUCUAGGGAGAAAAUGAUUGUACACUUAUGGAACUAUUUGUACAGAAAUAUCUUUCGAUUUUGGCUAAAAUGGAUCUUGAGACAGUUCACAGGAAAAUGUGAACUGCAGCGUAUCUGUGAUAGCUCAAAGAAAAGGGCGGAAAGGACACUAGAAAUAGAGUAUUCGUUGGAAUCAUCAAAGUGUAAGGCUUUACAAAGUUCUGUGUAUGCUUCUAAAGAUGAAGUGGAAAAAUGUGUAGCAAUCAUCAUAACAGAAAAAAAGAUUAAUAUACAAAAGGAUACAGGGUUUGUCUCAAAGCUACAGUUAUGUUUGCUCCAAAUAUCAGGAUGUAAAAAACUUUAUUUGGCCGUAGAAGAUCUGAGAAAACAGCUGUAUAACUCUGACAAUAAAGAACACGAGGAGCAACUAAUGGAGCUUUGGAAUUGGUUGAUGCCCCAUGAAAAACUGAAGGCUAGAAUUACGAAGCAGUGGUGUGACAUUGGUUUCCAAGGUGAUGACCCUAAAACAGACUUCAGAGGAAUGGGCAUGCUGGGAUUAACUAAUCUACUAUAUUUCAGUAAGCACUAUCCCCGUGAAGCUCGUCAAAUCCUUGCUCGUUCAAAUAAUCCAAAACUGGGAUAUUCCUAUGCAAUUGUUGGGAUCAAUUUGACAGAGAUGGCUUACAAUUUAUUGAAGAAUGGUUUUUUAAAAACUCACUUCUACAACCUAGUUCCUGGUGAGCCACAACUAAAAGACUUCCAUCAAUUUUAUUGUUAUUUGGCUUAUGAAUUUGACAAAUUUUGGUUUGAAGAAAAACCUGAAAGUAUUAUGUACUUCAACCGGUAUAGAGAGAGAUUUUAUGAAAAAGUCAAAAAACAUCUUCUGGAUUACAAUGUAGUUCUUGCCUUAAAAAAUGAAAUAUAGUAAUGCACAGUCCUUUGGAUUCUGCCCAUAAAAAUUAUGCACUUGACUGGGAUUCUCAUACUUAACCAAAAACUUCACUUUAUGAUCACAAAGUUUUAUAUAUCUAAAUUUUUUUAUUGAAAAAAAUUGAGAGCUUCGACAAUCAAUACAGAUAUAAGUAAGUAAACUAUUUGCUCAAGGUAAGAACUUUUUAAAAUACAAAGAUUCUUUCUGUAUCGCAGGAUCUCAUAACUUUUGUACAUCUGGCAGAAGAGGAAACAGGUUCUUGGGCUGCAUCAUAUUGUUUAGUGAUAGCUUCUUUUUCAAAUGUGACUAGCGUUUAGUUUACUACCAGAGAUGUUGUGCUACUUCUUGAAUAGUAAUAGCUUUUGCUUUAGCUUUACAUGUUAUGUUCUGUUAUCUUUUAACAUGGAACAUGUUGCUCUUUAUUAUUACGCUAUUAAGAGGAAAAGACCCACCAAAAGGUUAAAUUAUUUGGGUGUAUGAGAAAUUCACUUGUGCUUAUCUAAGACUAUAUCAUAAUGCGUCUGUUUAAAUUGAUUUUCUAUGUAGCUAGACAUUGCCCGAGUUAAAACUUUUGUUGUUAACAAGUCUUUGCAUUCUACCGUAAAUAUUUUAAGCUAAAUAUAUUUUCCUGUAUUGGACUAAACAUAUUUAAGGCUCUGCAAUUGCCUUCCCACAUUUGCACUAUUUUUUCUUUUGACAUUUAAGCUCACAGCUGACUAAAAAAGCUUAAGAAUAUUAGCACUCAAAAUAUUUAAUAGAAGAUAAUGACUUGCCAGUUAGGUAAAUUUUCUUCUGUGCAUUUCUAAGGCAACUCAAAUGGCAUAUCCCCAGACAAUCUAAAGAUUUUUCAGCUAUUGUUUUGAAAUGUUUGUAAUCAAGCUUCGCUUGUAGGUAGUCUUGCAUUCUCAAAUGUGUGUGCGCUUUGUGGGUAGGGUGUUCAGUUCCAAAGUUAAUCUUUUUAAAGUGCCUUCUACUUCAUGUGAGCCUCAUCCCUGCGGCUUUGAAGCUGGGAUUAUGUCGUUGCUGAACAGUUCCUCGUAUACACUGGCUGUGUUGUAAGAAUUGAUAUAAAAAUUCAGCAGAUUCAUACUUCAUCAGGCCACCUGAUAAUUGACAGACUAAAUAUAUCUCCAAUAAGGAAAAAUUGAGACUGCAGUAGGAAACUACCUGAAGAACAUAUGAUUCACAUGGGAACUUGCUAAUAUUUUAACAUUGUAGGGCAUUCCCUAUGCUGGAAGUAUUAUGUAUAACCUGUAGCUUCUAAUAGUAAUAACUUACCUGGAACAGUAGAACAGAAAAAGCAAAACUGAAGAUAAAAUCUAGUUUAUGGGAACAUUUAAUGUUGUAAUAAAAUGCUUAUCAAAAUCCCUUUCCACAGAGGGGUAAUGUCCUGACAGAAAGAUGGAGAGGGGUGGUUAAAGGUUUCUUUUCAGUAUCUACAUCUAAUUUUAUAGAUGUUUGUUCACUUUUGUGCAAUAAAAUAUUAUUUCAAGAAAAAAUUGAUAUGUGUAAAAUGCAUUGGGGAACAGUCCAAAAGUUCAUAUGCCUUAGAUACCCCUUUUGGGUACAGGGACAACCUUAUGUUCUUCCAUUAGUGGGAACAUUUUUCAUCAUAGAGAAGUAUGCACCUGGUUAUAUAUGAGCACUGAAGCUAUUGGUUCAUGGUAUCAGAAUGUACACAAAAAUUAUUUCUUGCUGAAACUGUUAUAAGCAUUCCCUUUCUGCAUGGUGUGGAGGUACAGCAUUCACACACUUCAUUCCAUUUGAGUGUUUGCUUGAAAUGGCUUAAUUGAAACCUAAGAAUUUGUUUCAGAAGUUUCAGCUUCGGCUGUGGGGCAGUAUACAAAUACAAUAAAUUAAAUAAAUAAAUAAUAAAUAAAAAAUUUAGUAUAGUGGGCCACUGUACUCAGUGUUUUAAAUAUACUGAAAAUAGAAAAUUCCAUAAAGGGUAUUCCUAAAAAGAUUUUAGGGUAUGUCUUCAUGAGAGCUUGUCAUUUUUCUUAUUAUAUUUGUAUUAAACAAGAACUGCAGGAAGCACUAUUCCUCCAUGCCCCUGCAAAAGAUAAAGAGUUGGUGCAACAUCUUGCAUGUAAACCACAGCAUUGACACUGUCCCAAGUGAUUCCCUCAAUUUGUUUUUUGGACUUGCAGCAAUUAGCACACUUGCGCUGUAAUCUAACACACUUGCUUAGAAGUCCUAUUAAAUCCAAUGGAGCUUACUUCUGAGUAGACAUGUAUUGGAUUGCAGCCUUGGUUGAUGUGAGGAUUGGAUAGGCUGAAUCAAUCCAUCUGAGCCCUGACAAGCAUCACUUGGAUUAGCUGGGUCAAUCUUUUUUUUUAUGGCUUUAUCUUGCUGUAUGAGAAACCUAAGGAAGACUGCCAUUAGAUUACACAUUUUGUCAACUUAAUGGUUCCACCCAGCAAGUAUUUCAGAAGAACCAAAUGUGUAGAUCUUAAUUCUACCAAAACCCUGGGCUAAAUUCUGCAACACAUUAAAUUCUGGCAUGGCCAUUCGGGUAACAGUUACAUCUGGUCACACAGUUUGGUUAAGUUUCACAGCCAACCAAAAUAUGCAGUUGCUCUGGCCAUGUCCCUCCCCCAAGAUGGUGGAAAGGCAGGUGUUUGUCUCUGAUGUACUCUGGAGCAACAGUUGAGUGCUUCAGAAGUUUGCCCCUCCAGGUUCAGAAGUUGGUUGGGGACUCAUCAUGUUCAUAGUGAUGAGCGAAUUUGUGAACCUGUUCUCACAUCUGUGUGCAGGUCUCUUAGCAUGUUAUGAAAGGUGAGUAACAUCGCCUGAAGCCUUUGGGCAUAAUCUGAUUGUUGAUUCUGGUAUUUAUGGAUAGUACUUUGUUUGAGGAAAGUGGUAUGCCAAGGCAAAACUUCAAAUCUCCUGUAUCCUUGGUUAAUGCAUUGUGUCUGCAAACUACUACUUUAUAUGUAAUCCUUAAGCAUUCCUAUGUUAAAAGGUAAUGUUUAACAAUAAAAUACAGAAAAAAUGAUUUUUUAAAUAGUUAAAGCAGCAAACCAAGGUUUAAAUAAUUGCCUGGAUUAGAUGAUAGAAUAACUAGUUUUAUUUUAUUAAAGUAAUGUAAAACAUUAAAUGAAAAUGGUUAUCAGUAAAGCACAAGGUGAUGUAAUGCCAAUGUUCUCAAGUUUCAGUCAGUGUAAAGAUUCUUUGUAACGGUGCUAAUAAUCGUAUUUGACAAUUUUUAGGAAAGGGGUUUCUAAACUUUUGAAGAUACCAGUUUUGUUGUAAAUAUUUUGAAAUCGUCAGUUCGAACUGGAAUAAUUUGUAUCUUCCUUAUUAAAUGUAUUGUUCAAAUUUGUAAUGCAGUGUUCCUUAAUUACAGAUAGCUACGUAGCUAUCCUGUGUGGAUGUAAUGUUGAGGUUUCUUAAUUAGUUUUCACUGCUGUAGUCUUGUUUAAACAUAUUUUAUUGGACUAGGAAUGAGCCGCCUGCUCUCUUGCCCUUAUGUGCCCAGUUUGGCCAAGCUUUCCUGAUUUCUUAAACUAGUUUCAGAAACAUCCAGAUUUCUUCCAAAAUGGGAUCUGAAGAUGAUCUUAAGCCACCAUUUGCAUGUACAGACAUCAUGGGAAAGAUUUAAAGGAAGUAGGAAAUUUUUACUGAAGCUGGCUGCUAGAGGGAAGGUGCAAGGAGAAGCUGCAUGAGUCCAUGGCUCAUUCCUGCUCCAGUACCUAUGAUUUAUCAGACUGGAAUGGCUGUAUCUGAACUCAGCCAGUGUAUUUCAUUGUGUGUGGUUUAUAUGUACAUUUGCCCACUUCUCUUUACGAAUAAUUCAUUCUAGACUUGUAUUUGGAUGAUUUAAAAAUCUUAGUCUGAGCUGUGAAAACAUGAGAAAAAAUGGUAGAAAAAUGUAGAAAAAAUGGUAGGUAGAAAUGAAACAGGGUUUUUCACUUAAUAUUACAUUGUGACAAUCUAAACAUUUUCUCUAAAAAAGGCGCUAUUAAGUAUACCUUGAAGGUGUAAGGGCCGGGUCACAUAUGAGCAUUUUUUCCCCCAUGCAGUUGUUCACUUUGAUUUUCUCUGUGGUCAUGUAUACAAGGGUGGGAAGGAUAUGUGGAAACAAAUGUAGCCAUUUCCAUGAUUGCAACAUCUGGAAAGUGCAGUUAUGACCACAGAAUUUACUGUGGCUAUCUGUGUAUCCCCGUUCAUGUUAAUGUUUGUUAUUAACCUGUGACUAUGAUCCAUAGCAGGGAGUGGAGAUUAGCUGCUUGCAUGCAAGUUCCUUUCACAGGCUUGAAGCCAGAGAUGUCUUGCACUUCCACUUCCUCAAGGCAGCCCUGCUGAAUUCUCAAGUCUCACUGCAGCUCUCCAUGCCCUAUCACAUGUCAUCCCAGAGGGCUCCUUGAACUCUGCAGUUGCUGUUUUGGGGGGUGCUGGGAGUUGUAAUGGGAGAGGAGCCAGCACACCUGUUAUGUGAGCAGAGUUCACCUCAUCUAUCACUGGAUACAUCCAAUAACGUUUAAUAUUGUGAAUUGCAUAUUCUCACAAACAUGGCUACGUUGAGUCUGAUACGCUAGCUCAAAAAUGUUGAUUUUAAGAUCUAUGGCACAACUGAAUAAACACAUUUAAAGUUUGGCUUUUGAAAACAAGAUUGAUUUCAUAAAAUUCUGGGCUGUUGUGAACAAAAUACUAGGAAAUGAAGUAAGACAGGAAACAUCUUAAUAAGACGAACAUAGGAAAUAAACAGCUUCCUCACAUAAAGAAAGGGAAACAGUUACAAAAAUCACUUAUAGCACUACGAGCCACAAUAUUUGUUGACUAUGUGCUGUGUAAGAAAGGUACAACUUCAGACUUGUAGUGGAGUUAAAAUGUGGAAUUGCAAACUUGAAAGUACAGAAACUACUCAAAGUAAAGGUACCAGUUUAUUAGUUGUGCUAUAUUUAAGUGUCCAGGUCUAUUGGGUUAUUUCUCAUAGCCACUGAUGCAUUGAAAAGAUCUAAAAAUAUUCAAGUAGUAAAGACCAUGGAGUUCUCUUCUAUAGCAAUCUUAUUCUUUAGCUUUCUAAAUUAUCAUGUCAGAGUUGUCAUAAUUAAUUGUAUGAGCAAGGUUCUGUAGACUGUACUGCUAACUUAUUUUAGUCCUUAUGAUUUGCACUUGUACUAGCUACUGCUGUGGUGCUAGCAUUGGUGACAGUGUUGCUAUUUAAGGUUGUGCCCUGUUCCACUGUAAGGAACACUUGUGAACAGUGACUUGCAAGCCUUUGUGGAGCAAGACUAUUGUCCAUUGUGUUUGUAUUUAUAGAAGCAAUAAAAUGUGAUGCUUUUGGGGUGUGGAGUGAGUGACUAUUGGCAAAUAAAGAAGUUGAUCAAAAA